Messenger RNA from Serpula lacrymans var. lacrymans S7.9, 1392 nucleotides. RefSeq lists its product as uncharacterized. The transcript has 8 exons. Gene Ontology annotation, biological process: secondary metabolite biosynthetic process. Lineage: Eukaryota; Fungi; Basidiomycota; Agaricomycetes; Boletales; Serpulaceae. Gene Ontology annotation, molecular function: FAD binding. Bases 1 to 1392 code for a protein of 463 amino acids. The record is from RefSeq and is a predicted model, not a curated record.
AUGUCUCCCGCUGGCAAGUUUCGUGUAGCAAUCUGUGGUGCGGGAAUAGGCGGGUUAAUGCUCGCAGUUGUCCUCGGCAAAUAUUCAGACAUACCUAUUGAUCUAUACGAGGCACAGGCAGAAAUUACGACGGUAGGAGCAGGAGUAACGGUCUGGCGCAGGACGAGGGAGAUAAUGAUAGAGCUAGGUUUGUACUCAGAACUAAGUGAAGUAACGACACGUUCCUCUGAUACCAGUCAUCCAUAUGGCCCCACUUUCCGGAAAUCAGAUAUCCUUGAAGGAGGCUUUAAAUGGUUUGACUUACUCUUUGGUUAUGAGCCGUCUAGCCUUCAUCGUCUUGACUUGGUAAACCUUCUGAUACGACAUCUGCCAUCAAGUUGUACAAUCCACACCAUGAAGCGGUUGAAAGCUUAUGCACGGGACGAUUCUGGUGGCUUGGCCUUGGCCUUGAAAUUCGCUGACGAGAGCACUGCAAUAACAGAUGUGCUUAUUGGCGCUGAUGGGAUUAGAUCUGCCACGCGUAGAGCACUCUUCGAGGGACUGGCGAAGGCCAGUCUACCUGGUUUGCAAAAUGUAUCGGAAUAUGUCAAUGCUAUGUGGACGGGAACCAUCGUUUAUAGAUCACUGAUUCCGACUGAAAAUUUGGAGAAAUUAUAUCCGGGAAAUUCAGCUACAAAGAAUAUGAUGCUUUAUUGUGGUAAGGAAAAGGUUGGUACUCACCUUUUUCGGUGUGCCUUGCUUGAUAGUGACGUUCCCUUCAUUGAUCAGCAUAUCGUUACUUAUCCUGUUUCGCGGGGCGCACUUGUCAACGUAGCGGCUUUCUACACCGAGGCUGAAGAUAUCGGCAAGAAAUUUGAAGGACACUGGGUCUCGGACGCGUCAGAGGAGGAACUUUUAAAAUCUUUCGAAAAUUUCGAGCCAGAGGCAAGAGCUAUUCUUCAGUGUUGUGAGAAGCCAUCUAGAUGGGCGCUUCAUGUAACGAACAAUUUACCACUUUCGACCUCGGGACGCGUUGCGAUCAUCGGUGAUGCAUGCCAUGCCAUGACACCCCAUUUUGGGGCUGGUGCAGGACAAGCUAUUGAGGAUGCCUUCAUUCUUGGUCGACUCCUUUCCCAUAACCUCACAACACUAUGCAACUUGCCCGACGUCCUUCGUAUUUACCAAGACAUCCGACUACCAGCUGUGACGCAUAUCUCCCAAAGUGCUGCUAUCACUGGGUAUAUGUACGACUUCAUGGCGCCUGGAUAUUACGAUGGCGAAGACCGGUCAGAUGAGGAUGGGCUUGAGCAGCUGAAAGAUGCUAUCAAUAAGAAUUGGGAGUGGCUUGGGCAAACAGGCUCCAUGGAUGACUGGGCGGAUGCAGAACGUCGCUUAAAGGAACUAGCGUCCUAA